CUGAGAGCCACCUAGACCGACUUAAGUCCCGUUUGAAAAUUUAGGAAUUCAGUAUUUUCUGUCUCGGAAUAAAACCUGCCUAAUUGAUAUGAUCAAAAUUGUGCAUUUAGUUGAGAAAGAAUAGGAAUUAUAUUAGAGUUGUAAACAGGCCAGUGGGAUCUAACGUGAAACAACUGUCGCUAUAUACGUUCAUUCCAAAACGUAAAUAUUACAUUUUGAAAGAAAGCAUAACUUGGAUUAGAAACCUCGCAAUUAACAGAGAUCUAUGAAUGAUAGGACGAUGUUGCAAGGAAGUGUCAUCUUAAACAUUCUCCUGGUCGUAAGUGUCACAUACCUGGCUAUAUCCACAUCUUUGGAGCCAGCCGACGGUUCUGUGUGUACAUUUGAUGGUUUAGAGAGGCAGAUAGGCGAGGUCUGGCACCCCGAGUUGAGGCCAUUCGGAUUGAUGCCGUGUAUUAACUGUACGUGUAUAGAGGGCGCCAAGGUGAAAUGCGACAGCAAAGAGUGUGAAAAAGUGCAUUGUAAUAAUUUACAGACCGUCCCGGGGAAAUGCUGCCCUGUCUGCCAAGAUAACACCCCGCCCUCUCAGGAUAAAGACUCCUUUGAGAAUACGUUUGAAUCCAAGCGCUCCUGCGAUUACUAUGGCAACAUGUAUACACACGGGCAGACGUUCGGCACAGAUAAUACGUCACUUAGACCGACACGUGACGAUCAGUGCGUCCAAUGUAUCUGUUCAGACGGCGAGGUAUUAUGCCACCUGAAGACCUGUACCAAUCUAUCCUGCAAGAACCAAAUUCAAGUCCUUGAGGACUGCUGUCCGAUAUGUACCGAUGUUCACUCACCGCUAGAUGGCGAUAGCGACUUAUUUGACCCUGAUUACGUCAUCUCAAAGACAAACAAAAGACCGAAAAAGCCGAGAAAAAGUUGUAAGACGGGUGGUGUAGUGUACAAAAACGGCACCGUAUGGCACCCCAUCGUCGGUCCUUUUGGAAAGAUGAAAUGCGUGCAUUGUAUAUGUAUGAAUGGGGAAGUGUCGUGCUCAAAACUUGAGUGUCCAUCUCUAGCAAGUCUACCUUGUAGCAAUCCACAACCCAGACAUGGUCAAUGCUGUAAAUCCUGCCCCAAUGAUACAAAUGUCGUGAAUACAAUAUCGCCACAGAAUGCAGCGACGCCAUUUCUUACACCAUCUUCACUCACUCCACACAUCGUGAAGAAAGUCCCACAUAACAGACCAAAGAAGAAGAAAGUAAAGCGACCAUGCCCACGGAAGAAAAUGGAUACAGUGGUAUAUCAAGCAGACUCCGAAACAGAGAUUGCACUCAUAUUCGACAACGUGCGCAUGCGCACCACACAAAUAUAUACUUGGACGAUAGAUGGCGGUCACAUGACUGACUUCACCAAGCGCAGCAUACACGAUAUUGGAGGCGGAGUUGGAAUCUUAGAGAGGGGCGAACAGAAAUAUAGAAUCACAGGAAGUACUUCGAAAAAAAAAAUCUCAAAAUUUGACAAUAAAGUAAAAAAGAUCAUGAGAAAAUGUCAACCAAAGUGCAAAAAACAAUUGAUGAAAAAAAUGACUCGAGUUCUGAAACUGAAAGCAGUGACAUUCAAAUAUAAGUGUCGCUAGGGGGCGAUGCUACAAAUUAUGAAAGCUGGCUCUCGAUAUUGAUACGUGGAUAGAUGUAUCUUUAUUCGGGUUCAAAUAUUUCCUGUUUAUUAUAAUGAAGUGAAAGAAUGAAGAAAAUAUGGAUUCCUCCUACGGACGCGCAACUUGCGGUAAGCCGUUUCAUCAGUUGACAAGAAACGAGGACUAAAGGAAAGUAUUUCAUAAAUAGCAAUAGGACCUAACAAUAUAAUAAUCACAAGGAAUUUGGAAUGAGCUCUAUUAUUAAUACUAUAAAGAAAAUUCAAUUUCAAGUUUUAGGGGCCCAAAGUUUUUUCUCUGACCUGAUAUUUGCCUCCCCCCUUGUUGGUUCACAGAUCC
Molecule: messenger RNA, 1981 nt
Organism: Owenia fusiformis
Lineage: Eukaryota; Metazoa; Annelida; Polychaeta; Sabellida; Oweniidae
Source: the annotation of a GenBank genome assembly